Adineta steineri is the source of this 1335-nucleotide messenger RNA. The record is from the annotation of a GenBank genome assembly. NCBI's taxonomy places the organism in Eukaryota, Metazoa, Rotifera, Eurotatoria, Adinetida, Adinetidae.
AUGACAAAUUCAAGUUCACCACCAAUUACUUCAUCGACAAAUCAUAAUUCAACAGCGACAACAUUUUCCAAUUAUUAUGAUUCAACAAAUGCUGCUGCUGCUGCUGCCGCUGCUUAUUAUUCACCAACGACAAAUCGUUUGAUACAUCCAUCAUCUGGAUCAGCACCAUCCUAUAAUGUUCAUCAAACAAAUCCAUAUUCCGGUUAUACAGAUGCAGCUGCAUAUCAUUUACUAUCACGUCCAUCAGCAGUGGCUUAUUCUUAUGCAAUGUCAACUGUUAAUUCGAAAGAAAAAGCGAAACCGGCCAUGAGUUAUAUAGCAUUAAUAACAUCAGCUAUUCAAAAUAGUCCAGAUCAAAAAUGUACUUUAAAUGGUAUUUAUCGAUAUAUUAUGGAUCACUAUCCAUAUUAUCGAGAAAAUAAACAAGGUUGGCAAAAUUCUAUUCGACAUAAUUUAUCAUUAAACGAUUGUUUUGUUAAAGUAACACGAGAUGAUAAACGACCAGGUAAAGGAUCUUAUUGGAUGCUUCAUCCUGAUUCACAUAAUAUGUUUGAAAAUGGUUCAUUUUUACGACGACGUCGUCGUUUUAAACAAGAAGCUACAAAUAAUCAUCAUCGACAUCAACAAGGAUCACGACAAAAAGGACGUCAAAAUUCACCCAAUUUAACUAGUCCAAAUAAUCAUUCAACUACAAAAGCAAGUCGUUCUCGAACUCAACUUGAAAAAGAUUCACCAUCAGAUGGUACUGAUUGUUUACCAUCACCAAAAAAGAAACAUGCUGCUGAAUGUAUAACACCAAAAAUGGAACCAGUUGAAGCCAGUGAAUCAGGUGAUCAUUUAUCAGCAUAUGCUCAUUUAUCUUCACCAAAAACACCACCACCGCAGCCAGCACAACAACAACCACCACCACCACCACCAUCAAUGAGAAUACCAAAUUUUUCUCUUUUUGAUACAAUGACAUCUGCUGGAAUAUAUGAUCCAACUGUUACUUCAUCAUCAAAUGGUAAUAAUAAAACGAAUUUUCAUCAUAUUCAAAAUGGUAAUCAUCAUAAUGGACAACAUAUUUAUUCUGCACAUAAUGAUUAUGGUACUUCUUCUGUUCCAACAUCGAAUGGAUAUUGGCCUUAUUCACCACAAGCAUAUUUCCCGAAUGCAACACGACAGUAUAUGAUAAAUCAAACACCUUCAACAUCACUACCUGAUACAUGUUCAUCACCUACAGAACAAGACUUAUCCUAUCAUCCACAUGGUUCUUAUUCACAUAUGCAAAAAAUGGUUGGAAAUUAUCCAACUAGUUAUGAAUUUUAUCAACAACAUAAUACUAAAUACUGUUAG